CACACACACACACACGCGCGCACUCUCGCAUAGUCUUUAUCGAAGAGGAGGGGGCCUCGGUUUAUCGACUCCUCUUGGACUCCGAGGCGAGUGCACCGUCCGAGGAAAACAGCAAGCGUCCACGAACUAAACAGAUACAUACACGAACGCUGUUAUUAACCUGAAGAGCGGUACAAGGCCCCCUCCCCCGAGACGUAUUGAUCCACAGCAGCGGUUUGCGGACGGAGCGAUGGCGGACUCAGGCAGCACCGCAGCGGCAGCCGGAGCCGCAGGCUCGAAUGGGAGCGCCGCCGGGGCCGGAGGAGCGGUGCCGCCCGGAGGAGCGACUGGAGCCGCGGGAUCAAAACCCGGCCUGGAGUCCGUCAAAGGGCAGAAUUUCGACGUGGGCCCCCGCUACACCGACCUUCAGUACAUCGGGGAGGGGGCCUACGGAAUGGUUUGCUCCGCAUUCGACAAUGUGAAUAAGAUCCGAGUGGCCAUUAAGAAGAUCAGCCCGUUCGAGCACCAGACCUACUGCCAGCGCACCCUGAGGGAGAUUAAGAUCCUACUGCGGUUCCGACAUGAGAACAUCAUCGGUAUCAAUGACAUCCUGAGAGCGCGCCACAUUGACUAUAUGCGGGACGUCUACAUCGUCCAGGACCUGAUGGAGACGGACUUGUACAAGCUGCUGAAGACCCAACAGCUCAGCAACGACCACAUCUGCUACUUCCUGUACCAGAUCUUGCGUGGGCUGAAGUAUAUCCACUCUGCCAACGUCCUCCACAGAGACCUGAAGCCCUCCAACCUGCUCAUCAACACCACCUGUGACCUCAAGAUCUGUGACUUUGGAUUGGCACGGAUAGCUGACCCAGAGCAUGACCACACUGGAUUCCUCACAGAGUAUGUGGCCACUCGCUGGUAUCGUGCACCUGAGAUCAUGCUCAAUUCCAAGGGCUACACAAAGUCCAUUGAUAUCUGGUCAGUGGGUUGCAUCCUGGCUGAGAUGUUGUCCAACAGGCCCAUUUUCCCAGGAAAGCACUAUUUGGACCAACUCAACCACAUACUAGGUAUCCUGGGCUCCCCCUCUCAGGAUGAUCUAAACUGUAUCAUCAACAUGAAGGCCAGGAACUACUUGCAGUCUCUGCCCCAAAAACCCAAAAUUCCCUGGAACAAGCUUUUCCCCAAGGCGGACAGUAAAGCUCUGGAUUUGUUGGACCGCAUGUUGACCUUCAAUCCCAUCAAACGUAUAACUGUGGAAGAAGCAUUGGCCCACCCUUACCUGGAGCAGUACUAUGACCCCACUGAUGAGCCGGUUGCUGAGGAGCCCUUCACCUUUAACAUGGAGCUAGAUGACCUUCCUAAAGAGAAGCUGAAGGAGCUCAUCUUUGAGGAGACAGCUCGAUUCCAGGCUAACUACCAAGGCUCCUGAAAGAAGCGAGCUCUCACGGAGAAUGACCAAGCCACGUGAUGGCUAAGAACAAGAUAACUCCAAACAAGCUACAAAAGAUAUACGUACAUAUAUGGUAUCCAAAAAAGAAGAAAAAAAAUAUACAUUGAAAACUUGAGCGUUUCUUUUCUUUCUCCAUCUCUCUUGCUGGGCGGCUGUGCGCUGGUUUGGGCGUGUAACUUGCUAUGUUAAUGCCAUUGAAUGAGGCUGUUACUCACAAUCUCAAACAUUGCUGCGCACAGCCUCUACUCUUUCACCCCUGCUCCCUUCAUAUCUCUCUCUCUCUCUCUCUCUCUCUCUCUCUCUCUCUCUCUCUCUCUCUCUCUCUCACCCUUCUACUCUCCCCCACCUCUCCAUCACUUUAGUUUUCUCUCCUUACUAUUCCCUGUAUUGCCCUUGAAUGGAGAAAGAGUAGAGAGGGAGAGGAAGAGUGAGCACAUGGUUAUUAUGGGCUCUAGCUGGGUGUGUGUACAUAUAUAGGGGCGUUGUGUUUUGUUCGUUUAUUUUUUUUUUUGGUUUUUUGCACUCUUGGAGUAUUGUAUGUCAGAGAUCUGUUUGUACACUGUAAUUUGAACGUUAUGAUCAGUUACAAAAUGUGUUUUGUAUGUUGGGAGUUUAUAUUUGAGUAUGUUUCUAGGUUUUGUCUUUUUUGUUUGUUUUUUUUAAACAAAAUACAUUACAUGUGACGAGCUUGAUUACUUUUUGUUUUUGGCUUUCGUGAAGAGGUCUUGCUCAGAUUGUGAUAUGUAUCUUUAUAGCCGGUGGGUUUACUAUGGAAAUGGAGAACAAUCCAGGCCAGGUGAAGGGAAGAAGGAGCAAGAGAUACAGAAUAGUCUCCUGCUUUACUUACUGUACAAAAUAUCAGAUCUCCACCGUUAGGAUUUGAGACGCUUUCUCGCCAGUGCUUUUGGAAAAUGAAGCCAUCAGUAUCAUCAAAACUCAGACGUCAUGUUCACAUUCCUCAUGAUGCGCCCUCAUUCUUUCCUCCUCUCUCCCUCUUUUUCUUUAUUCCUUGCUCUUUCUCAAUCAGUUUUCACCCACUCCGUUUAUGCUUCAUGUCAUAUAUAAUUUCCUACAUAUCCCUUCGCGUGGAGGUUUUUCUUUAUUCGUUGUGUUGCUCUUAACAAUGGUUGUCAUUGGUUACUAUGUCUGUGGCUACUGUUGCCAUGGUCUCCCCUCCUCCUUUUUUUGGUAACAAAACAUCAGCAGACUGUGAGCAGUAAUCUUUCAAAUACUGCUCCUCUGAUGCUUUCAUGCAACGUAUCUUUCCCUUCUUCUGCAUCAUUCCUUCUUUUCCUCUUUCUCCUCACUCUUUGUGGGUUGAGGUAACAUAGCCAAGCUGAACGUUUUCAGAGCCAUAGCACACGGUCAUUCCCCAUCCUCCUUUUGUGAUGUCAGACUUUUUGAAAGGGCUUUUCCACAGGGCUUGCUGACCUCAUGCCUCUCUCGUCUGUGAUUGGUUGACCUUGUGUUUAUUGUAGUCUGUGAUUGGCUGACUUUUGCAUGUGCCAUGUCACAGUUGUUACUGCUAUUUGCCCUGUCUUUAUGGAACUGUUAUUAGCCUAUUUAUAUAUAUAUAUUUUUUUUUUUUUGUGCAACAAAAAAUGCACUGUCCUUACCCAUUCAAACAGACGCUUUUGGCUAGUUGUGGAUGAGGAAAGCUUGCUCUCGGGGGGAGGAAUGGAGGAAUUUGAAGUAGCACAGGGUGUAUUUGUUUUGCUUAAAGGCCAGGCUUAUCUUAAUUUCCACCACUGACCAAGCCUUUCUGAACGGUGCUUUGAAUUUACACAAUUGAAAUGCUUUAGUCAGCUGAACAUAAAUAAAGUGGUCCAUCAACAGCAGUUACUAUUUUUCAGUUCACUUGUUCUGGCAUAAAUUAUGUGGAGUAGGGAUGCACAAUGAUAUCGAAAUCAUCAUGGUAUCAGAUAAAAGCUAAUUACUAAAUUGCAUAAAAUAAAAAAUAUAUAUAUAUGUCUUUUUUUGGACUAGAAAAGCAGAAUGUUUAGGAAACGCUCAGCUACUGUGCUAAAAUUCAGUAGAUGCGUACAUGGAAAAAUAUCGGAUAUCAGCUUUGGCCUACGAUUCUUAUAUCAUUGCAUCCCUAAUGAUGAUGUAAUGUUGAUUUUGUUCAAUUGCAGCUGACUAACACAUUUGAAUCAUGUAAAUUUGAGGCAUUUUUCAGUGAAUGAAAUAAAACAAGCGCACCUUUCUUCAGAUUUCAUAUGUGAUGUUGCUCAAUCUGUGCACCUGCACUUUGUGUCUCAUGACCAAACACUUUUUUUCUUGCCUGUGCAAUUUCCUGUCUUAUAGAAACAAGAGUUAAGGAAUGGAGAUGUAACAACAACAAAAUUCAUUUCCUUCAUUUUGGUCCUUUAUUUUCAGUCCUGUCGUCUUUUUUCCUCUCCUCUGCUUUCUUCUCUUUCUCUCUCCCCACCUCCUGCACUCCUCUGCUUUGCUAGUGCGUUGUGGGACAGGAAGGCACAGAUGGCAGGGCUGUAUUGCGCCCAUGUCCGUGUCUGCAUGUCUGUCUGUUUCAGCCUCGAGCUGCUCUUCUCUGCUUGCCCUUGGGGGGGUGACACCACACCGCUCACUGACCUGAGGGAAAUCAUUUACCAAGGAAAACGAUCUUUCUAUUAUGCUGUAUUGUUGCUGAUGUAAUGCUUAUUUACAAACGGGACCAUGGGGACUGUCUACAAUCGUACACACACACACACAAACACACACACUCACACACACAUCACACACAAACACUUGCAGAUAUCACUCACACGAAAAACAGUAUAUGAUUUGAAAGGCCUACAAAUGAGGCAGAUUUCGUAAUUUCGUCCUUUUAAUGGCUGUUCUUAUAAUUAUUGCUGUUGUUAUAUUGGUGAGUCUUUUUUUUUUAAAGAACUGAAAAGGGAUUUAAAAUUGUCUUUUUUUAUUAGUAUGUUUUUAUUUUUUUCUCUUAUUUCUUUCUUUGGGUGUGAAAAUUAAUUGGCUGUGACGUCACUUUCGGAAAUCUAUUUUUCUUUUCCCUUAAACUUAUAAGGACUUAUUUUAAAAGAUGAUUUAAAGAUAUGAGUAGAUAUGUUAAGAUAAGAACCACAGAUGGUUAUAGUCUAUGUACAUGCUUAUGGGUAUUAUGAAUUAAACAAUUAACAAAGAAACAGAAUUAUAUACAUAUAUUAAAUAAACUUCCUGAUACUGUA
Colossoma macropomum (tambaqui) is the source of this 4617-nucleotide messenger RNA. RefSeq names its product mitogen-activated protein kinase 3 (gene mapk3). Bases 230 to 1408 code for a protein of 392 amino acids. The record is from RefSeq and is a predicted model, not a curated record. Lineage: Eukaryota; Metazoa; Chordata; Actinopteri; Characiformes; Serrasalmidae. Gene Ontology annotation, cellular component: nucleus; cytoplasm. Gene Ontology annotation, molecular function: ATP binding; MAP kinase activity. The transcript is spliced from 9 exons. Gene Ontology annotation, biological process: protein phosphorylation; intracellular signal transduction.